Molecule: messenger RNA, 1581 nt
Organism: Effrenium voratum
Lineage: Eukaryota; Dinophyceae; Suessiales; Symbiodiniaceae
Source: the annotation of a GenBank genome assembly
GCAUGUCCUGCGUGGAAGCUUCACUCUCCGCCUGCGGCACGGUGCUUGCAGGCCCAGCACUGCCGCCCAGGAGCCACUGCCGCCCGGGGCCUUUGCUGCUUACGCUUGACCACAUGCACGCGGGCUUCGCCAUGUCCACCCGGAGCUCCACGCGCACGGGGCCUUUGACGCUGGCCUCCAGCGCAGGUAUGCCAGGCCUUUCGCCGCUGCCGUCGGACCUCACGGAGGCGGGGCCCAUGUCGCCAGCCCGCAGCCACGCGCGACCGGGCUCCGCCACGCCUUUGUUGGACUCUGCGUACCUGGGCCUCCCCACGCUUCCCCGAAGCUCCUGCUGGCUUGGCCUGACUAUGCCACCACCAGGCAUCGGGUGGCCAGGCUUUGCCGCAUCAACCUUUGGAUGCGCUGAGCUCGGAUCUGUUCCGUUGGCACGAAGCGCUGUGAGGUAUGGCUCAUCGUUCUCCCAAUUCGGGGUCUUCCGCGCUGGCUCCAUGCUGCCCACUUACGAUUUCUCAUGGCUGGGAUUUCCCAUGCUGUCGCAAAGCCGUGGUCAACUUGGCCUCUUCUUUUCUAUCUUCAGCGCCACUUGCUCAGAUCCAUCCAUGCUUAUGUCGGACUUUGCCUUCUCAGGCUUUGCUGUGUUCUUGCAAGGGCUGGCGUGCUCAGGGUUAGCUACCUUUGUCCCAGAUUUCACACGGUUGGGUUUGUCGCCACUGAUGCAAAGCUCUGUUUGGCUUGGCAGCCAUUCCUUGAUCUUUGGCACGGCACACUUCGGCAGCAUGCUGCCCCUCCUUGAUAUGGUGAACCCAGACCUGCCUCCGCCAACACAAAGCCUGACAAGAUCAGACUCAACAACGCCGUUAGUUGACUGCAUGCACACGAGUCUGUUGCUGUCAAUGCGAUCUCUUGCAUGAGCUGAGCCAAUUCCGUUGUCGUCUGGAGCGGCGCGAUUAGGCCUGCCGAUGUUUUUGUUCGGAGCUUGCUACGUAGGACCGCCUCUCCUGCUGAGGAGCCCUGCUCGCCUGGACUCAAGCACGCCUGUGCCCGACUUUGCGCUGUCAGAUUCCGCAAUGUCACCCCGGAACGCUGCACGUGUUGGCGUGCCAUCCUCAGCCUUUGGGGCAACUUACCUGGGCCCUUCACUGUCUUUGCCUGAUUCUGUGCACGCAGGCCUCCCUUUGUUUGCGCACAGCUUGGCUAGAAUCGAGUCGGUGCUUCCUAUCCUGGACUAUGUGCAUCUUGACUUGGCCAUGCUGAUGAGGAGUUGCGGCCGUGCAGGAUUGGCCGUCCCACUUUUCGGAAUUGCCUGCUCAGGGUUUCCCUUACCAGUGUUGGAUCAUGUGGCCAUGGGCUCUUUCCCUCCACUGAGAAGCGCCGCCUGUCUGGGUCUCUCGAUGUUGGCCUUUGAUUUCUUGUCCCUGGGAUCUUUGCCGUUGUCACGCAUCCACGCUUGUUCCGGCCUGGCGCUGCCGGCUUUCGGCGCUGUUUGCUUUGACUUUCCCACGCCUCUUCCAGACAGCAUGUGUGUUGACCUCUUGAUGCCGCUGAGAUCCCUGGCAUGCCCCGAAGCUUCUCUGCCUUCAC